This is a messenger RNA of Racocetra persica, 361 nucleotides long. NCBI's taxonomy places the organism in Eukaryota, Fungi, Glomeromycota, Glomeromycetes, Diversisporales, Gigasporaceae. The record is from the annotation of a GenBank genome assembly.
CCCAGAAAAUGAUGCAGUUGAUUUGAUAUUAGAGGUUGAUGAAUCUCAAUUCUUUAACUCAGAAAAUGAGAAAAAAAAUGAGACAAACAGUUCUCAAGAUGAUCUUAAUGGUGAAAAGUCGCAGUUGCAAUUACAUAUCAGUCUUACAUUUGAUAUGACCGACUUUCACUCAGACAAUUCAGGCAUUCAUCGUCGUAGUUAUGAAUGUUCCAAAUCAUGUGGUACUACUGAGAUCACUUGUAUGUCACUUGUUGACAAACAUAACCAUGAAAUGGAUCCCAUCAUCGAUCAAACAGCACCACACUUUCGCAGAUUGUUAGAAGAAAUGCUUGAAGAUAUAAAGUUUUAUACUUGUCAUACU